Molecule: messenger RNA, 20783 nt
Organism: Lontra canadensis (Northern American river otter)
Lineage: Eukaryota; Metazoa; Chordata; Mammalia; Carnivora; Mustelidae
Gene: KMT2D
Product: lysine methyltransferase 2D
Exons: 56
Coding region: 1229-17968 (5579 amino acids)
Biological process (GO): positive regulation of transcription by RNA polymerase II
Cellular component (GO): nucleus; MLL3/4 complex
Molecular function (GO): transcription coactivator activity; histone binding; histone H3K4 methyltransferase activity
Source: RefSeq, a predicted model, not a curated record
CCCUCCGCCGCUCCGCUCCAACACAAAAUAGGGCCGCGUCUUCUCCUUUCUCCGCUUCUCGAGUGGGGUUCCCCAGGCAAAAGGCCCCCCCCGGAUCUCGCGCCGGAGGCUUCCUGAAUCUCCACGACCGCUGCCGAGAUUUUGGGCCAGGAAAUAGCCCCUUCGCAGGAACCACCCUACCGGCCGAACAGGAGGCGGAGGGGGGGAGGCGGAGCGGCGCCGCGCUGCACUACUUUCCUCUCCGGUUGCAAAUGGCUGCCUCGUUCCCCACUUUCCGCUCAGUUUCCUGACCCCCCGGUGCCGGGAGCCGGGGUUGGGCCAUGCACCUCUAGGCCCCCCGCGAUCACAGCCAGCCGGGGGUCGAGGGGGUGCCGCCGAUCAGAGCCGGCCAGGCCGGGGGCGGGGCAGCUCCCGAGGCCAGAGGGGAAGGGAGGCGAGCGCAGGGCCUGGAGCGGCCGGAGGGGAGCGGGCAGAGGGCUCGCACCGCCCGCCCCUUCCUCUUCCUCGCCCACCUACCCUCCUCCCUUCCCCGGGGGGGAGCAGAAGGUGGGGGGCUCGAAGCCUCAGAGGGCGAACGCUCGGGGUCGAGGAGCCCGGCGUUGGGUGUGUGUCAGGUUCAGCCCCGCGGCCCCGCCGGCUCCGCGUCGCCGUAGCUCGCGCGGCCCCGGGGCGCCGGCCCGGGCGGGGAGAGGGAUUCGGCGCUCCAGCGAGGGUCUCACGUUCCAUCCGGGCCCGGCGCGGGGCGGCGCGGCAUUCCUUCCGGGCUGCUGGGGAGGCGCCUCGACGUUCCAUCUGGAGAGCCUCGACGUUCCGCCCGAGCCCGGCGCGGGCGGCCGGGGCGCUGGCCCGGCCCUAGGACUGAGAGGCCGCCCGGCGACGCGGAUGCGGAGCCUUCUCGCCCAAGAUCAAAGCCACCGGUGCUCUCUUUGUGUCCGCUCGGGAUUCGCCGCCCUGGGGCUGUCCAUGGAAACCUAAACUGCUGGAACCCGAGGCAGAGAACCCCUCUUUGGCGUCUUGCUUUUUUGGGUGGGGAGGAGGGUGGCCACUCCGACCUGGAUUUACCGUUCUUGGCCCCCCUAAGCCCCCCCGUGCGGGGGGCGGCUGUGAUCGCUCUGGCGGUUGGAGGUCGGGGAGCGGCCCGGGCUCUGGCCAUGUUCUCGGAUGAAGAUUUCUGGAUCGCCCUGUGAAGAGGUCUCCCCGAGAGGGCCCUGCCCAGUCGGAGAGAGGGAUGGACAGCCAGAAGCCGCCUGGUGAGGAUAAAGAUUCAGAACCGGCAGCUGAUGGACCUGCGGCCUCUGAGGAGUCAGGCACCACUGAGCCAGACCUUCCUAACCCGCAUGUGGGGGAGGUCUCUGUGCCCAAUUCUGGCGGUCCUAGGCUUCAGGAUCCUCCCCAGGACUGCAGUGGGGGUCCAGCGCGGCGUUGUGCUCUCUGUAACUGUGGGGAGCCCAGUCUACAUGGGCAGCGGGAACUACGGCGCUUUGAGUUGCCAUUUGACUGGCCCCAGUGUCCAGUGGUGUCCCCUGGGGGGAACCCAGGGCCCAACGAGGCAGCGCUGCCUAGUGAGGACCUGUCACAGAUCGGUUUCCCUGAGGGCCUGACACCUGCCCACCUGGGAGAACCUGGAGGGUCCUGCUGGGCUCACCAUUGGUGUGCUUCGUGGUCGGCAGGCGUAUGGGGGCAGGAGGGCCCAGAACUAUGUGGUGUGGACAAGGCCAUCUUCUCAGGGAUCUCACAGCGCUGCUCCCACUGCGCCAGGUUCGGAGCCUCCAUCCCUUGCCGCUCGCCUGGAUGUCCACGGCUUUACCACUUCCCCUGUGCGACUGCCAGCGGUUCCUUCUUGUCCAUGAAAACACUGCAGCUGCUAUGCCCAGAGCACAGUGAGGGGGCUGCACAUCUGGAGGAGGCUCGCUGUGCAGUAUGUGAGGGGCCCGGGGAAUUGUGUGACCUGUUCUUCUGUACCAGUUGCGGGCAUCACUAUCACGGGGCCUGCCUGGACACUGCUCUUACUGCCCGCAAGCGUGCUGGCUGGCAGUGCCCUGAGUGCAAAGUGUGCCAAGCCUGCAGGAAACCUGGGAAUGACUCUAAGAUGUUGGUCUGUGAGACAUGCGACAAAGGAUACCACACUUUCUGCCUAAAACCACCAAUGGAGGAACUGCCUGCUCACUCUUGGAAGUGCAAGGCAUGCCGGGUAUGCCGGGCCUGUGGGGCUGGCUCAGCUGAGCUGAAUCCCAACUCUGAGUGGUUUGAAAACUACUCACUGUGUCACCGCUGUCACAAAGCCCAGGGAGGACAGCUUGUUGGUUCUGUUGCUGAGCAGCAUCACCCCACCUGUAGCAGGUUCUCACCCCCAGAGCCUGGCGAUACCCCCACCGAUGAGCCUGAAGCUCUGUACGUCGCAUGCCAAGGGCAGCCAAAGGGUGGGCACGUGACCUCCAUGCAACCCAAGGAACCGGGGCCCCUGCAUUGUGAAGCCAAACCACUAGGGAGAGCAGGGGCCCAACUUGAGCCCCAGUUGGAGGGCCCCCUAAACGAGGAGAUGCCACUGCUGCCCCCACCUGAGGAGUCACCCCUGUCCCCACCACCUGAGGAAUCGCCCACAUCCCCACCACCGGAGGCAUCGCGCCUGUCCCCGCCACCAGAGGAAUCACCCCUCUCUCCACCACCUGAGGAGUCUCCUCUGUCUCCUCCACCUGAAUCAUCACCUUUUUCUCCACUGGAGGAGUCACCGUUCUCUCCACCAGAGGAGUCACCCCCGUCUCCUCCACUUGAGACACCCCUGUCUCCACCGCCUGAAGCGUCACCCCUGUCCCCACCAUUUGAAGAGUCUCCCCUUUCUCCCCCACCUGAGGAGUUGCCCACUUCCCCACCACCUGAAGCAUCUCGCCUCUCUCCACCUCCUGAGGAGUCACCCAUGUCUCCUCCACCUGAAGAGUCACCUAUGUCUCCACCGCCUGAGGCAUCGCGUCUGUUCCCACCAUUUGAAGAAUCACCCCUGUCCCCGCCGCCGGAGGAGUCUCCCCUCUCCCCACCACCUGAGGCAUCACGUCUGUCCCCACCACCUGAGGACUCGCCCAUGUCCCCACCACCUGAAGACUCACCUAUGUCCCCCCCGCCUGAGGUAUCAUGCCUGUCCUCCCUGCCUGAGGUGUCACGCCUGUCCCCACCGCCUGAGGAAUCUCCCCUGUCCCCACCACCUGAGGAGUCUCCUACGUCCCCUCCACCCGAGGCUUCACGCCUAUUCCCACCACCUGAGGACUCACCCACUUCCCCGCCUCCUGAUGACUCGCCUGCUUCUCCACCCCCGGAGGACUUACUUAUGACCCUACCGCUAGAGGAGUCAUCCCUGUUGCCACUGCCUGAGGAGCCACGACUCUGCCCCCGGCCUGAGGAGCUGUGCCUGUCCCCUCAGCCUGAGGAGCCCCACCUCUCCCCUCGGCCUGAGGAGCCGCACCUGUCCCCUCAGCCUGAGGAGCCGCGCCUUUCCCCUGUACUUGAGGAACCAUGCCUGUCCCCCGCGCCUGAGGAGCUGUGUCUGUCCCCUUGGCUUGAGGAGCCGCGUCUAUCCCCCCGGCCUGAGAAGCCAUGCCUGUCCCCUGCCCCUGAGGAGCUGCACCUGUCCCCUGGGCCUGAGGAGCCCUGUCUGUCCCCCCGGCCUGAGGAGCCACGCCUAUCCCCCCGGCCUGAGGAGCCAUGCUUGUCCCCUGUGCCUGAGGAGCCACAGCUGUCCCCUGUGCCUGAGGAGCUGCGCCUGUCCCUUGGGUCUGAGGAGCCGUGCCUAUCCCCCCAGCCAGAGGAGCCGCACCUGUCCCCCAGGCCUGAGGAGCCGCGCCUGUCCCCCCGGCCUGAGGAGUUGGGCCUGUCCCCCCAGACAAAGGAACCACGCCUGUCCCCUCGACCUGAGGAACCGCACCUGUCCCCUCGACCUGAAGAGCCCCCCGAGGAGCCAGGCCUAUGUCCUGCACCUGAGGAAUCGCCCUUGUUCCUCCCACCUGGGGAGCCACCUUUAUCCCCCUUGCUUGGAGAGCCGACCCUGUCUGAGCCUGGGGAACCACCUCUGUCCCCCCUGCCGGAGGAGUUGCGGGUGUCCGGGGAGCCAUCCUUGUCACCUCAGCUGAUGCCACCAGAUCCUCUUCCUCCUCCGCUCUCACCCAUUAUCACAGCUGUGGCCCCGCCGGCUCUGUCUCCUUUGGGGGAGUUAGAGUACCCCUUUGGUGCCAAAGGGGACAGUGACCCUGAGUCGCCGUUGGCUGCCCCCAUCCUUGAGACACCCAUCAGCCCCCCACCAGAAGCUAACUGCACUGACCCUGAGCCUGUACCUCCUAUGAUCCUCCCCCCAUCUCCAGGCUCCCCAAUGGGACCAGCCUCUCCCAUCCUGAUGGAGCCACUUCCCUCUCAGUGUUCUCCACUCCUGCAGCAUUCCCCCCCUCCCCCAAAUUCCCCUCCUUCCCAGUGCUCUCUUCCUGCUCUGCCACUGUCCAUUCCCUCCCCACUGAGUCCCAUGGAGAAGGCAGUGGAGGUCUCAGAGGAGGCUGAGCCACAUGAGAUGGAGACUGAGAAAGUCCCAGAGCCUGAGUGUCCAGCCUUGGAACCCAGCCCUACUAGUCCUCUCCCCUCCCCCAUGGGGAACCUGUCCUGCCCUGCAGCCAGCCCUGCCCCACCUCUGGAUGACUUCUCUGGUCUGGGGGAAGACACAGCCCCCCUGGAUGGGACUGACACUCCUGGUUCACAGCCAGAGGCUGGACAGACCCCUGGCAGCUUGGCUAGUGAACUUAAGGGUUCCCCUGUGCUCCUGGACCCCGAGGAGCUGGCCCCUGUGACCCCUAUGGAGGUCUAUGGCCCAGAAGGCAAGCAGGCAGUGCAGGGUUCACCCUGUGAAGAGCAAGAGGAGCCACGUGUCCCAGUGGCCCCUACCCCACCCACUCUCAUCAAAUCCGACAUUGUUAAUGAGAUUUCUAAUCUGAGCCAGGGUGAUGCCAGUGCCAGUUUUCCUGGCUCAGAGCCCCUACUAGGCUCUCCCGACCCCGAGGGGGGCGGCUCCUUGUCCAUGGAGCUGGGGGUAUCUACAGACGUUAGUCCAGCCCGAGAUGAGGGCUCCCUGCGGCUCUGUACUGACUCGCUGCCAGAGACUGAUGACUCGCUGCUGUGUGAUUCCGGGACAGCUAUUGGCGGAGGCAAAGCCGAGGGGGACAAGGGGAGGCGGCGCAGCUCCCCAGCUCGUUCCCGCAUCAAACAGGGUCGCAGCAGUAGUUUCCCAGGAAGACGUCGGCCUCGUGGAGGAGCACAUGGAGGACGUGGGAGAGGACGGGCCCGGCUAAAAUCAACUACUUCUUCCAUUGAGACUCUGGUAGUUGCUGAUAUCGAUAGCUCUCCCAGCAAAGAGGAGGAAGACGACGAUGACGACACCAUGCAAAAUACUGUGGUUCUCUUCUCCAACACAGACAAGUUUGUCCUCAUGCAGGACAUGUGCGUGGUAUGUGGCAGCUUUGGCCGGGGGGCAGAGGGCCACCUUCUUGCCUGUUCCCAGUGUUCUCAGUGCUAUCACCCUUACUGUGUCAACAGCAAGAUCACCAAGGUGAUGCUGCUGAAGGGCUGGCGUUGUGUGGAGUGCAUCGUGUGUGAGGUGUGUGGCCAAGCUUCGGACCCCUCACGCCUGCUGCUCUGUGAUGACUGUGACAUUAGCUACCACACAUACUGCUUGGACCCGCCACUGCUCACCGUACCCAAGGGUGGCUGGAAGUGCAAGUGGUGUGUGUCCUGUAUGCAGUGUGGGGCCGCCUCCCCUGGCUUCCACUGUGAAUGGCAGAACAGUUACACACACUGUGGGCCCUGCGCCAGCCUGGUGACCUGUCCUAUCUGUCACGCCCCAUAUGUGGAAGAGGACCUGCUCAUCCAGUGCCGCCACUGUGAACGGUGGAUGCAUGCUGGCUGUGAGAGCCUCUUCACAGAAGACGAUGUGGAGCAAGCCGCUGAUGAGGGCUUUGACUGUGUCUCUUGCCAGCCCUAUGUGGUAAAGCCUGCUGCGCCUGUUGCCCCCCCAGAGUUGGUGCCUAUGAAGGUGAAAGAGCCAGAGCCUCAGUACUUCCGCUUCGAGGGUGUGUGGCUGACAGAAACCGGCAUGGCUGUGCUGCGUAACCUGACCAUGUCCCCUCUGCACAAGCGGCGCCAACGGCGAGGACGGCUAGGCCUUCCAGGCGAGGCAGGGCUGGAGGGCUCUGAGCCCUCGGAUGCCCUUGGCCCUGAUGACAAGAAGGAUGGGGACCUGGACACUGAUGAGCUGCUGAAGGGUGAAGGUGGCGUGGAGCACAUGGAAUGCGAAAUGAAGCUGGAAGGCCCCAUCAGCCCUGAUGUGGAGCCUGGCAGAGAGGAGACCGAGGAAAGCAAGAAACGCAAACGCAAACCCUAUCGGCCUGGCAUCGGCGGUUUCAUGGUGCGACAGCGGAAAUCUCACACACGUGUGAAAAAGGGGCCUGCUGCACAGGCGGAGGUGUUGAGUGGGGAUGGGCAGCCCGACGAGGUGAUGCCUGUAGACUUGCCUGUUGAGGGCCCCGUGGACCAGAACUUAGCUGAUGGGGAUGAGAAGAAGAAGCAGCAGCGGCGAGGGCGCAAGAAGAGUAAACUGGAAGACAUGUUUCCCGCUUAUCUGCAGGAAGCUUUCUUUGGGAAGGAGCUGCUGGACCUGAGCCGAAAGGCCCUUUUUGCAGUUGGAGUGGGCCGGCCAAGUUUUGGACUAGGAACCCCCAAAGCCAAGGGGGAUGGAGGCUCAGAUAGGAAGGAGCUCCCUACCUCACAGAAAGGAGAUGAUGGCCCAGAUGUUGCAGAUGAAGAAUCCCGAGGCCCUGAGGGCAAGGCUGAUACACCAGGACCUGAGGAUGGAGGCGCCAAGGCAUCCCCAGUACCCAGUGACCCCGAGAAGCCAGGCACUCCGGGUGAAGGGAUGCUCAGCUCUGACUUAGAUAGAAUUCCCACAGAAGAACUGCCCAAGAUGGAAUCCAAGGACCUGCAGCAGCUCUUCAAGGAUGUUCUGGGUUCUGAACGAGAGCAGCAUUUGGGUUGUGGGACCCCUGGCCCAGACGGCAGCCGGACACCGCUGCAGAGACCCUUCCUUCAAGGUGGACUCCCUUUGGGCAGUCUCCCCUCCAGCAGCCCAAUGGACUCCUACCCGGGCCUCUGCCAGUCCCCAUUCCUGGAUUCUAGGGAGCGCGGGGGCUUCUUUAGCCCGGAACCCGGUGAGCCAGACAGCCCCUGGACAGGCUCGGGGGGCACCACGCCCUCCACCCCCACCACCCCCACCACGGAGGGUGAGGGCGACGGGCUCUCCUAUAACCAGCGGAGCCUUCAGCGCUGGGAGAAGGAUGAGGAGUUGGGCCAGCUCUCCACCAUCUCGCCUGUGCUCUAUGCCAACAUUAACUUUCCCAACCUCAAACAGGAUUACCCAGACUGGUCUAGCCGUUGCAAACAAAUCAUGAAGCUCUGGAGGAAAGUUCCAGCUGCUGACAAAGCCCCCUACCUGCAAAAGGCCAAAGAUAACCGGGCAGCUCACCGCAUCAACAAGGUGCAAAAGCAGGCUGAGAGCCAGAUCAACAAGCAGACCAAGGUGGGCGACAUGGCCCGUAAGACUGACCGACCGGCCCUACAUCUCCGCAUUCCCCCCCAGCCAGGGGCACUGGGCAGUCCGCCCCCUGCUGCUGCCCCCACCAUUUUCAUUGGCAGCCCCACAACCCCCGCCGGCUUGUCUACCUCUGCGGAUGGGUUCCUGAAGCCGCCAGCGGGUACAGUGCCCGGCCCCGACUCGCCCGGUGAGCUCUUCCUCAAGCUCCCACCCCAGGUGCCCGCCCAAGUGCCUUCGCAGGACCCCUUUGGACUGGCCCCCGCCUACGCUCUGGAGCCCCGCUUCCCCACGGCACCACCUACCUAUCCUCCUUAUCCUAGUCCGACUGGGGCCCCCGCACAGCCCCUGACGCUGGGCGCCUCGUCUCGUCCUGGGACUGGCCAGCCAGGGGAAUUCCACACUACCCCACCUGGCACCCCCCGACACCAGCCCUCCACACCUGACCCCUUUCUCAAGCCCCGCUGCCCCUCACUGGACAACCUGGCUGUGCCUGAGAGCCCAGGGAUAGGGGGAGGCAAGGCUACCGAGCCCCUGCUGUCGCCCCCGCCUUUUGGGGAGUCUCGGAAGGCCCUAGAGGUGAAGAAGGAAGAGCUCGGGGCAUCCUCUCCUAGCUAUGGGCCCCCAAACCUAGGCUUUGUUGACUCACCUUCCUCAGGCCCCAACCUGGGCAGCCUGGAGUUAAAGGCACCUGAUGUCUUCAAAGCCCCCCUGACCCCUCGGGCAUCUCAGGUAGAGCCCCAGAGCCCGGGCUUGGGCCUAAGGCCCCAGGAGCCACCCCCUGCCCAGGCUUUGGCCCCUUCCUCCCCCAGCCACUCGGACAUCUUUCGCCCUGGCCCCUACCCUGACCCUUAUGCCCAGCCCCCAUUGACCCCUCGGCCCCAACCCCCACCCCCUGAGAGCUGCUGUGGCCUGCCCCCUCGCUCAUUGCCCUCAGACCCUUUCUCCCGAGUGCCCGCCAGUCCCCAGUCCCAGUCCAGCUCCCAGUCUCCGUUAACACCCCGUCCUUUGUCUGCCGAGGCUUUUUGCCCAUCCCCCGUUACCCCUCGUUUCCAGUCCCCUGAUCCCUAUUCCCGUCCACCCUCACGCCCUCAGUCCCGUGACCCUUUUGCCCCCUUGCAUAAGCCACCCCGACCCCAGCCCCCUGAAGUUGCCUUCAAGGCUGGUCCUCUAGCCCACACUCCUCUGGGGGCUGGGGGCUUCCCAGCAGCCCUGCCCUCAGGGCCGGCAGGUGAGCUCCAUGCUAAGGUCCCAAGUGGGCAGCCGCCUAAUUUCGCCCGGUCCCCUGGGACGGGUGCUUUUGUGGGCACUCCCUCUCCCAUGCGUUUCACUUUCCCUCAGGCAGUAGGGGAGCCUUCCCUAAAGCCCCCUGUCCCUCAGCCUGGUCUCCCUCCACCCCAUGGGAUCAACAGCCAUUUUGGGCCCGGCCCUACCUUGGGCAAGCCUCAAAGCACAAACUACACAGUAGCCACAGGGAACUUCCACCCAUCGGGCAGCCCCCUGGGAUCCAGCAGCGGGUCCACAGGAGAGGGCUUCGGGCUGUCCCCACUACGCCCCCCAUCAGUCCUACCGCCGCCUGCACCCGAUGGAUCCCUCCCCUACCUGUCCCAUGGAGCCUCACAGCGGGCAGGCAUCACCUCGCCGGUCGAUAAGCGAGAAGACCCAGGGGCUGGAAUGGGCAGCUCUUUGGCAGCACCCGAACUUCCAGGUACCCAGGACCCGGGCAUGUCCAGCCUCAGCCAAACAGAACUGGAGAAGCAGCGGCAGCGCCAGCGACUCCGGGAGCUGCUAAUUCGGCAGCAGAUCCAGCGCAAUACCCUGCGGCAGGAGAAGGAGACAGCUGCGGCAGCUGCAGGAGUGGUAGGGCCCCCGGGCAGCUGGGGUGCUGAGCCCAGCAGCCCUGCCUUUGAGCAGCUGAGUCGCGGCCAGACCCCUUUCACCGGGACCCAGGACAAGAGUAACCUUGUGGGGCUCCCCCCAAACAAGUUGGGUGGCCCCAUCCUGGGGCCAGGGGCUUUUCCCAGCGAUGACCGACUUUCCCGGCCCCCUCCACCAGCCACCCCUUCUUCUAUGGAUGUGAACAACCGGCAACUGGUGGGAGGCUCCCAAGCCUUCUAUCAGCGAGCACCCUACCCUGGGUCCCUGCCCUUACAGCAGCAGCAGCAGCAGCAACUGUGGCAGCAGCAGCAGCAGCAGGCAACAGCAGCCACCUCCAUGCGACUUGCCAUGUCUACUCGCUUUCCAUCAACUCCUGGGCCUGAACUUGGCCGCCAAGCCCUAGGUUCCUCCCUGGCAGGGAUUCCCACCCGCCUGCCUGGCCCUGGGGAGCCAGUACCUGGUCCAGCUGGCCCGGCCCAGUUCAUUGAGUUGCGGCACAAUGUACAGAAAGGACUAGGACCUGGGGGGGCUCCGUUUCCUGGUCAGGGCCCCCCUCAGAGACCCCGUUUUUACCCAGUAAAUGAGGACUCCCACCGAAUGGCUCCUGAAGGGCUUCGAGGCCUAGCGGUAUCUGGCCUUCCCCCACAGAAACCCUCAGUUCCUCCGGUUCCUGAACUGAGCAACAGUCUCCAUCCAAUGCCCCACACCAAAGGUCCCUCCCUGCCCACUGGCUUGGAGCUGGUUAGCCGCCCCCCCUCAAGCACUGAGCUUGGCCGCCCUCCUCCUCUGCCCCUGGAAGCUGGGAAGUUACCCUGCGAGGAUCCCGAGCUGGACGAUGACUUUGAUGCCCACAAGGCCCUAGAGGAUGAUGAGGAGCUUGCUCACCUGGGCCUGGGUGUGGACGUGGCCAAGGGAGAUGAUGAGCUGGGCACCCUGGAAAACCUGGAGACCAAUGACCCCCACCUGGAUGACCUGCUCAACGGGGAUGAGUUUGAUCUGCUGGCCUAUACUGAUCCUGAGCUGGACACGGGGGACAAGAAGGACAUUUUCAAUGAGCACCUAAGGCUGGUGGAGUCAGCCAAUGAGAAGGCUGAGCGGGAGGCCCUGCUACGAGGGGUGGAGCCAGUACCCUUGGGUCCUGAGGAGCGCCCUCCCCCUGCUACUGAUGCCUGUGAGCCCCGUCUGGCAUCAGGGCUUCCUGAGGUGAAGCCCAAGGUGGAGGAAGGUGGGCGCCACCCUUCCCCUUGCCAGUUCGCCAUUACCACCCCCAAGGUAGAGCCAGCACCUGCCACCACCUCCCUGGGCCUGGGGCUGAAGCCAGCACAGAGUGUGAUGGGCAUCCGGGACACCCGGAUGGGCACAGGACCCUUUUCCAGCAGUGGGCACACAACUGAGAAGGGUCCCUUUGGGGCCACAGGAGGACCACCAGCUCACCUGCUGACCUCCAGCCCUCUGAGUGGCCCAGGAGGUUCCUCCCUGCUGGAAAAGUUUGAGCUAGAAAGUGAGGCUUUGACAUUGCCCAGUGGCCAUGCAGCAUCUGGGGAUGAGCUGGACAAGAUGGAGAGCUCACUCGUAGCCAGUGAGUUACCCCUGCUCAUCGAGGACCUGCUGGAGCAUGAGAAGAAGGAGCUGCAGAAGAAGCAGCAGCUUUCAGCGCAGCUGCAGCCUGCCCAGCAACAGCAGCAACAGCACUCCUUGCUGUCCACACCAGGCCCUGCCCAGGCCAUGUCUUUGCCACACGAGGGCUCUUCUCCCAGUUUGGCUGGGCCCCAGCAGCAGCUCGCCCUAGGACUUGGAGGUUCCCGACAGCCAGGCUUGGCCCAACCCUUGAUGCCCACCCAGCCACCAGCACAUGCCCUGCAGCAGCGCCUGGCCCCAUCCAUGGCCAUGGUGUCCAGUCAAGGGCAUGUGCUAAGUGGGCAGCACGGGGGGCAGGCAGGCUUGGUGCCCCAGCAGAGUUCCCAGCCAGUGCUGGCACAGAAGCCCAUGGGUACCAUGCCACCUUCCAUGUGCAUGAAACCUCAGCAGCUGGCCAUGCAACAGCAGCUGGCUAACAGCUUCUUCCCGGAUACAGAUCUGGACAAAUUUGCAGCAGAAGAUAUAAUUGAUCCCAUUGCAAAGGCCAAGAUGGUGGCUUUGAAGGGCAUCAAGAAGGUGAUGGCUCAGGGCAGCAUUGGAGUGGCACCUGGUAUGAACAGGCAACAAGUGUCCCUACUAGCCCAGAGGCUCUCAGGGGGCCCUGGCAGUGAUCUGCAGAACCAUGUGGCAGCUGGGAGUGGCCAGGAGCGGAGUGCUGGUGACCCCUCCCAGCCUCGUCCCAACCCACCCACUUUUGCCCAGGGAGUGAUCAAUGAAGCUGACCAGCGGCAGUAUGAGGAAUGGCUGUUUCAUACCCAGCAGCUCCUACAGAUGCAGCUGAAGGUGCUAGAGGAGCAGAUUGGUGUGCACCGCAAGUCCCGGAAGGCUCUGUGCGCCAAGCAGCGCACUGCCAAAAAGGCUGGCCGUGAGUUCCCGGAGGCUGAUGCUGAGAAGCUCAAGCUGGUUACAGAGCAACAGAGCAAGAUCCAGAAACAACUGGAUCAGGUCCGGAAGCAGCAGAAGGAGCACACCAACCUCAUGGCAGAAUACCGGAGUAAACAGCAGCAGCAGCAGCAGCAGCAGCAGCAGCAGCACUCAGCCGUGCUGGCCCUGAGCCCUUCCCAGAGUCCCCGACUCCUCACCAAGCUCCCCAGCCAGCUGCUCCCGGGCCACGGGCUGCAGCCGCCACAGGGGCCUCCGGGAGGGCAAGCUGCAGGUCUUCGCCUGCCCCCAGGGGGCAUGACACUCUCCGGACAGCCUGGUGGCCCUUUCCUCAACACCUCUCUGGCCCAGCAGCAGCAACAGCAACAGCAACAUUCUGGUGGGGCUGGGCCCCUGGCUGGCCCCUCAGGGGGCUUCUUCCCUGGCAACCUGGCUCUUCGAGGCCUAGGACCCGAUUCGAGACUUCUCCAGGAAAGGCAGCUGCAGCUGCAGCAGCAACGCAUGCAGCUAGCCCAGAAACUGCAGCAGCAGCAACAGCAGCAGCAGCAGCAGCAGCAGCAGCAGCACCUCCUAGGACAGGUGGCGGUCCAGCAGCAACAGCAGCAGAGCCUGGGCGUACAAGCAAACCAAGCUCUGGGUCCCAAGCCCCAGGGGCUUCUGCCUCCCAGCGGCCAUCCGGGCCUCUUGGUCCAGCAACUGUCCCCACAACCACCCCAGGGGCCCCAGGGCAUGCUGGGCCCUGCCCAGGUGGCAGUGUUGCAGCAGCAACAGCAGCACCCUGGAGCCUUGGGCCCCCAGGGUCCUCACAGACAGGUGCUUCUGACCCAGUCCCGGGUGCUGAGUUCCCCCCAGCUGGCACAGCAGGGUCAGGGCCUUAUGGGACACCGGCUGGUCACAGCCCAGCAGCAGCAACAGCAGCACCAACAGCAGGGAUCCAUGGCAGGCCUUUCCCAUCUGCAGCAGGGCCUGAUGCCACAUGGUGGGCAGCCCAAACUCAGCACUCAGCCCAUGGCCACCUUGCAGCAGCAGCAGCAGCUCCAACAGCAGCAGCAGCAGCAGCUCCAACAGCAGCAGCAGCAGCAGCUCCAACAGCAGCAGCAGCAGCAGCAGCAGCAGCUCCAACAGCAGCAGCAGCACCAACAGCAACAGCAACAGCAGCAGCAGCAGCUCCAACAGCAGCAGCAGCAGCUCCAACAGCAGCAGCAGCAGCUCCAACAAUUUCAGCAGCAGCAGCAGCAACAGCAGCAGAUGGGCCUCUUGAACCAGAGUCGAACUUUACUGUCUUCGCCGCAGCCACCGCCGCCGCAGCAGCAGGUGCCCCUCGGCCCCGGCAUGCCCGCCAAGCCUGCACAACACUUUUCUAGCCCCGGAGCCCUGGGCGCUGCCGUCCUGACGGGCAAGGAGCAGAGCAUGGUAGACACGGCUGUUCCUCCAGAGGCCGCGGAGGGGCCGUCCACACAUCCGGGGGCACCGCUAGCCCUAGGGGCUGUUCCCGAGUCGGCAGCCACCGAACCUGGGGAGGUGAAGCCCUCGCUGUCCGGGGACUCACAGCUCCUGCUUAUCCCGCCGCAGGCCCAGCCACAGCCUGGCCCUGCACAGUUGCAGCCACCCCUGAGGCUCCCGGGUCCACAGCAGCAGCAAGUUAACUUGCUCCAUUCAGCAGGUGUGGGAAGCCACGGGCCAGCGGGCAGCGGCUCAUCCUCGGAGGCCUCAUCCAUGCCCCAUCUGCUGGCCCAGUCCUCUGUUCCUUUAGGGGAGCAGCCUGGGACCAUGACCCAGAACCUUCUGGGGUCCCAACAGCCCCUUGGACUAGAGCGGCCCGUGCAAAAUAACGCAGGGCCACAGCCUGCCAAAGCAGGAUCUGGCCUCACGCUGGGGCCGGGCCUGCCCGGGCCUGGAGUUAUGCCAACAAUGGGGCAGCUUCGAGCGCAGCUCCAAGGGGUCCUGGCCAAAAACCCCCAGCUGCGGCACUUGAGCCCGCAGCAGCAGCAGCAGCUACAGGCGCUCCUCGUGCAGCGGCAGCUGCAGCAGAGUCAGGCGGUGCGCCAGGCCCCACCCUACCAGGAGCCUGGGGCCCAGCCCUCUCCCCUCCAGGGCCUCCUGGGUCGCCAGCCUCAACUUGGGGGCUUCUCUGGAUCCCAGACAGGCCCUCUCCAGGAGUUAGGGGCAGGGCUUCGACCUCAGGGCCCACCCCGGCUCUCUGCCCCACAAGGAGCCUUAGCCGCAGGACCGGUCCUCGGCCCUGUCCAUCCCACACCUCCACCAUCCAGCCCCCAAGAGCCAAAGAGACCUUCCUCACAGCCCCCCGGAGCCAGCCCUCUGGUCCCAUCCCAGCUCCCCUCUGAGGCCCAGCUCCCCCCCACCCAGCCAGGGACCCCAAAACCCCAGGGUCCAUCCUUGGAGCUGCCUCCUGGGAGGGUCUCACCUGCUGCUGCCCAGCUUGCGGAUACCUUCUUUGGCAAGGGGCUGGGACCUUGGGACCCCCCAGACAACCUAGUGGAAGCCCGGAAGCCAGAUCAGAGCAGCCUGGUACCUGGGCAUCUGGAGCAGGUGAAUGGGCAGGCAGUGACUGAGCCACCCCAUCUCAGCAUCAAGCAGGAGCCUCGGGAGGAGCCAUGUGCCCUGGGAGCCCAGGCGGUGAAGAGGGAGGCCAACGGGGAGCCAGUAGGGGCACCAGGUACCAGCAACCACCUCCUGCUGGCAGGCCCCCGCUCAGAGGCUGGGCAUCUGCUCUUGCAGAAGCUUCUACGCGCAAAGAAUGUGCAACUCAGCACUGGGCGGGGGCCCGAGGGGCUGCGAGCUGAGAUCAACGGGCACAUUGACAGCAAGCUGGCUGGGCUGGAGCAGAAACUACAGGGUACCCCCAGCAACAAAGAGGACACAAUAGCAAGGAAGCCUGUGACACCAAAGCCCAAGCGGGUGCAGAAGGCAAGCGACAGGUUGGUGAGCUCCCGAAAGAAGCUGCGGAAGGAGGACGGGGUCAGGGCCAGCGAGGCCUUGCUGAAACAGCUGAAACAGGAGCUGUCCCUGCUGCCCCUAACGGAGCCUACUAUCACCGCCAAUUUUAGCCUCUUUGCUCCCUUCGGCAGUGGCUGCCCGGUCAAUGGGCAGUGCCAGCUGAGGGGGGCCUUUGGAAGUGGGGCACUGCCCACUGGCCCCGACUACUAUUCCCAGCUGCUUACCAAGAAUAACCUGAGUAACCCGCCGACACCACCCUCGUCGCUGCCCCCCACCCCACCCCCAUCGGUGCAGCAGAAGAUGGUGAAUGGCGUCACCCCAUCUGAAGAGCUGGGGGAGCACCCCAAGGAUGCUGCCUCUGCCCGGGAUACUGAAGGGACGCUGAGGGAUGCUUCAGAGGUGAAGAGUCUAGACCUGCUGGCCGCCUUGCCUACACCCCCUCACAAUCAGACUGAGGAUGUCAGGAUGGAAAGCGAUGAGGAUAGCGAUUCUCCUGAUAGCAUUGUGCCGGCUUCGUCCCCUGAAAGCAUCUUGGGGGAGGAGGCCCCCCGUUUCCCUCAGCUGGGCUCAGGCCGGUGGGAGCAGGAAGACCGGGCUCUCUCCCCUGUCAUCCCCAUCAUUCCUCGGGCCAGUAUCCCAGUCUUCCCAGAUACCAAACCUUAUGGGGCCCUGGACCUGGAGGCCCCUGGAAAGCUGCCUGCCACAACUUGGGAAAAGGGCAAAGGAAGUGAGGUGUCUGUCAUGCUGACGGUCUCUGCUGCUGCGGCCAAGAACCUGAAUGGUGUGAUGGUGGCAGUGGCAGAGCUGCUGAGCAUGAAGAUCCCCAACUCCUAUGAGGUGCUGUUCCCAGAGAGCCCUGCCCGGCCGGGCACUGAGCCGAAGAAGGGGGAAGCCGAGGGCCCUGGAGGGAAAGAAAAGGGUCUGGGAGGCAAGAGCCCGGAAGCUGGCCCUGACUGGCUAAAGCAGUUUGAUGCAGUGCUGCCCGGCUAUACCCUCAAAAGCCAGCUGGACAUCUUGAGCCUCCUGAAACAGGAGAGCCCUGCCCCAGAGCCAGCCGCCCAGCACAGCUACACCUGCAAUGUCUCCAACCUGGAUGUGCGACAGCUCUCUGCCCCACCUCCUGAAGAGCCCUCCCCGCCCCCAUCCCCCUUGGCACCCUCUCCGGCCAGCCCCCCUGCGGAACCCCUGGUAGAACUUCCCGCCGAACCCUUGGCUGAGCCACCGGUCCCGUCGCCUCUGCCACUGGCCUCAUCCCCUGAAUCGGCCCGACCCAAGCCCCGAGCCCGGCCCCCGGAAGAAGGAGAGGAUUCCCGGCCACCUCGCCUCAAGAAGUGGAAGGGGGUGCGCUGGAAGCGGCUGCGGCUACUACUGACCAUCCAGAAGGGCAGCGGGCGGCAGGAGGAUGAGCGGGAAGUGGCAGAGUUUAUGGAACAGCUCGGCACGGCCCUGCGGCCUGACAAGGUGCCUCGUGACAUGAGGCGCUGCUGCUUCUGUCACGAGGAGGGUGAUGGGGCCACUGAUGGGCCCGCCCGCCUCCUGAACCUGGACCUGGACCUCUGGGUGCACCUCAACUGCGCCCUGUGGUCCACGGAGGUCUAUGAAACCCAGGGUGGGGCGCUGAUGAAUGUGGAGGUGGCUCUGCACCGCGGGCUGCUGACCAAGUGCUCCCUGUGCCAGCGCACUGGUGCCACCAGCAGCUGCAAUCGAAUGCGUUGCCCCAAUGUCUACCAUUUUGCCUGCGCCAUCCGCGCCAAGUGCAUGUUCUUCAAGGACAAGACCAUGCUGUGUCCAAUGCACAAGAUCAAGGGGCCCUGUGAGCAGGAGCUGAGCUCUUUUGCUGUCUUCCGGCGGGUCUACAUCGAGCGGGACGAAGUGAAGCAGAUUGCCAGCAUCAUCCAGCGGGGAGAGCGGCUGCACAUGUUCCGUGUGGGGGGCCUUGUGUUCCACGCCAUCGGACAGCUGCUCCCGCAUCAGAUGGCCGACUUCCACAGCGCCACGGCCCUCUACCCCGUGGGCUAUGAGGCCACACGCAUCUAUUGGAGCCUCCGCACCAACAACCGCCGCUGCUGCUACCGCUGCUCCAUCGGCGAGAACAACGGGAGGCCAGAGUUCAUCAUCAAGGUCAUGGAGCAGGGCCUGGAGGACCUGGUCUUCACUGACGCCUCCCCCCAGGCGGUGUGGAAUCGCAUCAUCGAGCCCGUGGCUGCCAUGAGAAAAGAGGCCGACAUGCUGCGGCUCUUCCCUGAGUACCUGAAAGGCGAGGAGCUCUUUGGGCUGACGGUGCAUGCCGUGCUGCGCAUAGCUGAAUCACUGCCCGGAGUGGAGAGCUGUCAAAACUAUUUAUUCCGCUAUGGACGCCACCCCCUGAUGGAGCUGCCACUCAUGAUCAAUCCCACUGGUUGUGCCCGAUCGGAGCCUAAGAUCCUCACACACUACAAACGGCCUCACACCCUGAACAGCACCAGCAUGUCCAAGGCAUAUCAGAGCACCUUCACAGGCGAGACCAACACCCCAUACAGCAAGCAGUUUGUUCACUCCAAGUCAUCACAGUACCGGCGACUGCGCACCGAGUGGAAGAACAAUGUGUACCUGGCCCGCUCCCGUAUCCAGGGCCUGGGGCUCUACGCCGCCAAGGACCUAGAAAAGCACACAAUGGUCAUUGAGUAUAUUGGUACCAUCAUUCGCAAUGAGGUGGCCAACCGGCGGGAGAAAAUCUAUGAGGAGCAGAAUCGAGGCAUCUACAUGUUCCGAAUAAACAACGAACAUGUGAUUGAUGCUACGUUGACUGGAGGCCCUGCCAGGUACAUUAACCAUUCCUGUGCCCCUAACUGUGUGGCGGAAGUUGUGACGUUUGACAAGGAGGAUAAAAUCAUCAUCAUCUCCAGCCGGCGAAUCCCCAAAGGAGAGGAGCUGACCUAUGACUAUCAGUUUGACUUUGAGGACGAUCAGCACAAGAUCCCCUGCCACUGUGGAGCCUGGAAUUGUCGAAAAUGGAUGAACUAAGAAGCUUAGAGGCUACCAGGCAGGGGAGUCCCCCCACCACCAACCUCUUCCCUGAAAGGGAUGAGGGGGAAGAGAGGUAGCAGCCAGAGCCAGGACCCAGGGCUGGGGCUGCCGGCUGACCGGAGCCCCUGGAGCAGGAGGCUGGGGCAGAGGGCCCUAGGCCAAGCCCACCCUGGGCACCAGGGACAACCCUCUUCCCCGCCACCGGCCCCUAGGCUGGCAUCUCUGCCCCCAGCUCCAGGAGGGGCCAGACAGAAGCAGCCAUUGGGCAUCUCAGGUUUGAGGGGGAUAUGGGCCGGGAACUACCCAGAAGCAACUGGGAGGCAGCAGGGAGGGGGGAGGAGGAUGUGUGGCCGGGCCUCACAGCCCUGCUUCUCCCACCGACCUCUCCGGCCCAACUCAAGGCUGCAAAGAGACUUGACUAAGCUUGACAAUCCCAAAGGCCGGGUCCCACACCUGGCCCUGCCUGCCGGGUCCUGUCCCCACCCUCACUCCCAUCCCCUUCCUCCUCAAUCUGUCUCUGUCUCCCUCUUCUCCUCUGUGUUUCUGUCUCUCUAUGGGUUGUGUUUCCUUGUUUUCCACUCUGACAAAUGCAACAUGAACGGGAAAGAGGCGCCCAGCUGCCCAGGAGGGCAAGCCAGGCAAGCCGGGCAAGGAGACCCCGCACCCACACCUACCUCAUUUAAGUGUUGGAUUUUUUGCUGUUUUGAAAUGUGAGACCCUCUCCAAGCCCCCUACUGCCCCGACCCUCUCUUCCGCCUCACUGCCCUCUUCUGAGUGGGUGGAAGGGGGGUAGGAAGAGGAAGAAAAACAACAACAAAAAAUCCAUCUUUGUUUUUAAUUAUGGGCAUGGGAUGGUGGUUGAGGCUAAUGCUGAUGAAGAUUGGGGAUAACUGGCCCCUAGUUGCUCUAGGACUUCCUUCUCCAUCUGGACAUGGGGGCAGGAGGGGUGUGCUAAACCUAGGACCAGGAUAUCGCCCUCCUGUUUUCCCAACCCCAUCAUGAGCCCAUUUGCCCUCCAGCCCCUGGAUGGGGUGGGUGGGUGGUCGGGUGAGGGCUAUCCCUGAGUGGCAUGCCCAUACCCAGUGAGGCAGGGUGUGGCCCGGAGCUCCCACUUUCCCUCAGUCACCAAACUGCUGCUGGUCUGGUGGGAAGGGGUGGUGAUGUGGGGGUGGGGAGCUUAGUGUCAGCGCGGGGAGGGUGGGGGGUAUUUAUCUAUUUAUACAUGGGAUUGUACAUAGUCUUGUGGGGAAUGGGGGAGCCGGCUGGAGGUGAGAACCCUCCCCUCUCCCCCCACCCCCGGGGAGAGCAAAUGUAAAACUACUAAUUUUUGUGCUUUAUAUAUUCUAUAUAAAUAUAUCUAUUUUCUUUUUACAAAACCAGUUUAUAAAUGGUAGGGGGGUGUGGGGCGGACACAUGGAGCUCCCCUUGUGGGGGGGCCCCCUCCAUUACCCAACCUACCGCCCUUUUCCUCACCCCCUCCUCCCCACCCCCUGGCUGUGACUGCUGUAAGGUGGGGGUAUAGAGGCUGGGCAGUUCUCACCCCCCUUGUAUAGUUGGACUAUGUUAUAACGCACAAAAGUGAGCUGGCCCCAGGGGGAGCCAGAGGGUGAUGGGUUCCCUGCCUCCCUUUCCUUCCCCUUUCUGCCCAAGCUUGUGCUGCAGUUGAACCUCUUCCUGGGGCUUAGGGGUAGGUUGGGGGUGGGUGAGGCCCCAGACCCCUCUUGAGUAGGGAGUGUGGGGAUGAAGAUGAAGCUUAUAUGCAGUUCUCUCCUAGGGGCUGUGGGCAAAGGGCAUUUUGUAAUUAAUAUUUUCAAGAAUCAAAUGUCUGGAGUGCAGGGGUGGGCUUGGUGGCGGUGGAUGGGCGGGCCUGCUGGAGGGGGAGCAAGGUCGCUGUUGUGAUUUUAGGUUUUGUUUUGUUUUGUUUUUGAAUUUGGGGGGUUGCGGAUUGAUGGGGAUAGGGAGGUUUUUUUUUUUUUUUUAAAGCUGCUUUCUCAACUGUUUCAAGCUGCAAAUGUUUAAGAGAAUAACAUCCCCCACCCCCACAAAAAACCACUGUCAUUAAAUCAGGCAGUGAGGAGACUGGGCUGCUGCCCCCAAAGCCAUUGGAUAUUCCUUUUCCAAGAGCAAAAGGUCUAGGCUACAGGGAGAGGGAGAUUGGCUCCUGUGAGUCAGGCUCUGGUUGGGGCUUGGCCCUGGGAUUGGGAAAAGGGAAUGGGGCAGACUUUGUAAGCAUAUGCUAGGUAUCCGAUAGUCCUGUAGAAUUUAGUGAAGAACCUUAUACAGUUUUUAAUUUUUAUAUAAACUAACUCAGACCCAAGCUACAAGGUUGGAAUUUUGGUUGUUGGUUUUUUUUGUUUUGUUUUUUUUUAAAGUACCCCGCCUGUAUAAUUGCAUCUGAAUUCCCUCCUCUUCCCGCCCCACCCCCCCGUGUUUGUAUUUUGGGUUGGUUUACACUUGCACAUAUUCAGUUUUCAGUUUUUCCCUUUUACAGUCUUCUCCCCUCACCUUCAGGACCCUCCCCCUUUUUAAAAAAUAAAUCGCUGACAAGUGUGAAUCCCGUGAAGACUUUAUUUUGUGUUGUGUGUAUCCUGUACAGCAAGAUUGGUCCUUCGUAACAACGGAUGAAAUGAUUCCCUUUUUUAAAGCGCCCUCUCUCCCUCCACUCCCAGCGCCCUGUCCUUGGCAUGUUUUGUAUCAGCGAUCAUUCUGAACUGUACAUAAUUUAUGUUGCAAGAGGCAAAGGGCAAGUUUUGGAUUUUGCUUCUUCCAAGUUUGUUUUUAAACGACAAAUAAAAAAAGAACAUUUUAAAUA